Messenger RNA from Thlaspi arvense, 624 nucleotides. The record is from the annotation of a GenBank genome assembly. Lineage: Eukaryota; Viridiplantae; Streptophyta; Magnoliopsida; Brassicales; Brassicaceae.
AUGUACAGCCUCCUUCUCGACACAUACAUCAAGGAUACAAGGAGAGAGACAAUCUAUUUUGCGCAAUCGAAAACCAUCCCUUGCAUCGCGAAGAAGGCGCAGUGGGCGAAGACGUGGAUCGACAGAUCUCAGACUUCUGCGGAGCGUAUCGUCGCUUUUGCCUGCAUCAAAGGCCUUCACUGCGAUUUCGCGUGCCUCAUCUACACUCUAUUGAGGACGAAGCUUUCGGAAGAACGCAUGAAGGCAAUCGUCUGCGACGCCGUCGAGAUCGAGAGGGAGUUUGUGUGUGAUGCGCUUUCAUACGUGUUCGUGGGAAUGAAUCGGGACCUGAUGAGCCAUUAUAUCAAAUUUUUUGUUGAUAGGCUUUUGGAUGCGCUUAGGUACGGAAAGGUUUAUGAUGUAGCGAAUCCAUUUGAUUGGAUGGAGUUAAUCUCGCUUGAGGGUAAAACAAACUUCUUCCAGAAGCGAGUUGGUGUUCACCAGAAGUCCUCUGUUAUGACCAAGGCAUCGUUUAGCAUAUUUGCAAAAUUUAAAGAGGAAAACAUCUAUAAUAAUCAGAGACUAUGUCCAUUGAUGAAUUCAAGGAGUACAAUAUCAAAGCCAAACCCUGUUAGAAGGUAUUGA